AUGGUCCAGGAUCAAGAAGUCUGGUUUAUCACCGGCUGCUCAUCGGGUCUUGGUGCGGCACUGGCAAAGCAGGUCUACGAAUCAGGCAAUGUUAUCGUGGCGACGGCUCGAAAGCUCGAGAUGAUAGACUACUUACCCGACGAUUCCCGAGUUUUGAAACUCUCACUUGAUGUCACUUCCCGACCACAGGUCGACAAAUGCAUGGCAGAAACAAUAAAAAAGUUCGGGCAGUUGGAUGUUGUCGUCAAUAAUGCAGGGUAUGGGCUCCUUGGCGACACCGAGAGCAUUCGCGAUAUUGAUGCUCGAGCACAAAUGGAGACGAAUUUCUGGGGGUUGGUUAAUGUCACCCAGGCUGCCCUGCCAUUAUUUCGGUCAGUCAAAACAAGAAGAGGUGGUUUGUACGUUCAGAUCAGCUCUAUGGGCGGAAGAGUAUGUUUUCCAGGAACGGCAUACUACCAUGCCAGUAAAUUUGCUUUAGAGGGAUACACAGACUCGCUUUCCAAAGAAAUGCACCCGGACUGGAACAUCAAGUUCCUUAUCAUCCAGCUUGGAAGCCUCCGAAGCGAUUUUGUGUCCAAGCGAGAGAUGGGACAACGCCAUCCGGCUUACCUUGACCCGGGAUGUCCAUACAACAAGUUUGAGGAAUAUACAUCCAGCAAGGAUGCGAGUAAAGGCUGGGGAAAGCCGGAGGAUUAUGCCAAAGUCGUCUUCGACGCCGUUCAACAGCGCGGUGAAAAAGGCCUUCCACUGAGGCUUCCUCUCGGUGCGGAUGCCUACAACGUCAUUCACUCCCACGUCCGAGGGAAUCUAACAGAGCUUGAAGAAUGGAAGGCGAUAUCAAUCAAGCCUUCUCCCGACACAAUCACUCGGUCGGCAGACUUUUUUACCUCUCUACGUUGA
Molecule: messenger RNA, 900 nt
Organism: Rhinocladiella mackenziei CBS 650.93
Lineage: Eukaryota; Fungi; Ascomycota; Eurotiomycetes; Chaetothyriales; Herpotrichiellaceae
Exons: 3
Coding region: 1-900 (299 amino acids)
Source: RefSeq, a predicted model, not a curated record